This is a messenger RNA of Solanum dulcamara, 2175 nucleotides long. Its product is annotated as receptor kinase-like protein Xa21. Gene Ontology annotation, biological process: protein phosphorylation. Bases 1 to 2175 code for a protein of 724 amino acids. The record is from RefSeq and is a predicted model, not a curated record. NCBI's taxonomy places the organism in Eukaryota, Viridiplantae, Streptophyta, Magnoliopsida, Solanales, Solanaceae. Gene Ontology annotation, molecular function: protein binding; ATP binding; protein kinase activity. The transcript is spliced from 3 exons.
AUGGUGAUUGUGGGUGAUGGUGAAAGCAUAAUUCCAGAGAAGAUUGGUAACUUACGAAAGUUGCAGGAAUUACAAUUGGAGAACAAUCACAUCGUGGGUUCAAUACCGCUCAGCAUAUCCAACUUAUCAUCACUGACGAGGCUUAAUUUCAACACCAACAAUUUAUCAGGUGUAAUACCCAGAGAGAUUGGGAAUCUUCAUAAAUUGGAGAUACUUUAUUUGCAAUUUAACAAGUUAAGUGGUUCCAUACCGGAAGUGCUCCUCAAUAUCUCUGCGCUAAGAGGGGUGUCACUUGCAUACAAUAACCUUUCGGGUAGUCUUCCAUCUGCUUCAGGAUACUGGGGAACAAAUCUACUGCUUUUGAAUCUUGGUGAAAACAACUUUGGUGGAGUUAUACCCGCCUCAAUCUCCAAUUCAUCAAAUCUAAAGGACUUAUUGCUUAAUGAUAACAAAUUCAGUGGCCAAAUUCCUAACUCAUUGAGGGAUUUGAGGCAUCUUGAAUAUCUGGAGUUAUUCAAUAAUAACUUAUCACUUCCGCAUCUAAGUAUCUUUGCUUCUUUGACGAACUGCAGAAAUUUAACAAGUAUAUGGUUUGCGGAUAAUCCUCUGAAUGGUGUUCUCCCGGAUUCCAUUGGCAAUCUCUCCACUUCUAUGGAAAUAUUUGAUCUAUCUCGUUCUGAAAUUAGGGGUCAGAUACCAUUAGGGAUUGGGAAUUUAAGUAACUUAAACACUUUGUUCCUAUCCGGCAAUGACUUGACUGGAUCAGUACCAGCAACAUUAUGUGAUUUACACAUUCUUCAAGGGUUACGUCUUGAUAAUAAUAGAUUAAGUGAACCCUUGCCAGAGUGCCUUUGCAAAUUGACGGAGUUGGUCUUCGUUAAUUUGUCAUAUAAUCACAUUUCGGGUACGAUACCAUCUUGCAUUGGCAACGUUACCUCUUUGAGAAAUAUUUAUCUAAAUUCAAAUAGGCUCACCAACAUAUCCAUGAGUCUAUGGAGCCUCAAAGAUCUUUUGGUGCUUCACUUGUCAAAUAAUUCUUUGGUCGGUUCUAUACCUCCAGAUUUUAGAAAUUUGAAUGCCAUAACAUCCAUAGAUCUGUCCCAGAAUCACCUAUCAGGAAGUAUUCCCUCCACAAUUGGAGACUUGCAGAAUCUACUUUAUCUUUCUUUGGCUUAUAAUGAGUUACAAGGAUCUAUUCCGGAGUCACUGGGGAAAAUGAUAAGUUUGGAAUUGGUGAAUCUAUCCAAUAAUAUUCUUUCAGGUACGAUCCCAAAAUCAUUAGAGUCACUUCGAUAUCUGAAGGAUUUCAAUGUAUCAUUCAAUAGAUUAGAAGGUGAAAUCCCAAGUAAAGGACCUUUUCUCAACUUCACCUCUCAAUCUUUUAUGGGAAAUGAAGAGUUAUGUGGCGGUUUGCUUUUCCGACCUUGUAUGACUUUUCAUCAUUCAAGGAGAAGCAAACUGCUUCUUAUUAUACUUGCCUCACUGGGAGCUGCAGUAAUGGUAUUUGGCUCAAUUGCUGUGUUUAUGUUAAGGAGACGUGGGAAUAGAAAUGCUCCAACUCAAGCCGAAUCCUUUCCUGCAACAACACUAACCAGGAUUUCAUAUAUUGAAAUUGAAAGGGCAACUCAAGGGUUUGACCAAUGCAACUUGCUAGGCUCUGGAGGUUUUGGCUCUGUUUACAAGGGCAUCUUUGCAAAUGGGAUGACUUUGGCAAUCAAAGUGUUUAAUUUACAGGUUGAAGGUGCAUUGAAGAGUUUUGAUGUUGAAUGUGAAGUUUUACGCAACCUUCGUCAUAGAAAUCUUACCAAAGUUAUCAGCAGUUGUACUAACUUGGAUUUUAAAGCAUUACUUCUUGAGUAUAUGCCCAAUGGAAGCCUAGAGCUGUGGUUACAUUCUGAUGAUCGCUUCUUAAAUAUGAUCCAAAGAUUAGACAUAAUGAUCGAUGUUGCAUAUGCUUUGGAAUAUCUCCACCAUGGUUAUGAAACAGUUGUUGUACAUAGUGACCUGAAGCCUAGCAACGUCUUGCUUGAUGAAAAGUUGGUCGGACAUUUGAGUGACUUUGGCCUGACCAAGUUAUUAGGAGAAGGGGAAUCAAUUGCUCAUACUAAAACACUUGCCACGAUGGGAUACAUUGCACCAGGUAACUUUCUUUUAGUCCUUUAUUAUCGCAUAUGA